This is a messenger RNA of Lactuca saligna, 1179 nucleotides long. Lineage: Eukaryota; Viridiplantae; Streptophyta; Magnoliopsida; Asterales; Asteraceae. The record is from the annotation of a GenBank genome assembly.
CUGUUUAACACUCCAAUAUCUGUGAUACUUACAAGCAUAAUUAUUUAUGUAAUUUUGACUUUUCAUCAUGAAAUAUAAAACUUAAGAUGCUGCCAAAAAUUCAAGGAGAAAACUUCCUUCGACUCUAUCCACACACACCACCAACUUGGUGGCUAUAAAUAUGCAGCCCACAAAAUUUGAAUCUCAAUUAAUUUACUUUUGAUUCACUCUUCCACCGCACCACCACCCACAGGUGUCCCGGCUCAACUCAUGAACUCCACCGGUCAAUGGUCCACUGGACUCUGUGAUUGCACCUCGGAUUAUUCCAACUGUUGUUUGACGUGUUGGUGUCCAUGCAUAACGUUUGGACAAAUUGCGGAGAUUGUCGACAAGGGUACCACUUCCUGCGGUGUACACGGGACCCUUUAUUCAAUACUUUGUCUAUUUACAGGAUGUGAAUGCAUAUAUUCUUUUAUGUAUCGUUCUAAAUUAAGGCACCAGUACAUGUUGCCUGAUGAACCCUGCAACGAUUGCCUUGUCCAUUGUUGUUGUGAGUGUUGUGCUCUUUGCCAAGAGUAUCGUGAGCUGAAGCAUCGUGGGUUUGACCCAUCUCUUGGAUGGCAUGGAAAUUUGUCGAAGCAGAAUCAGGGAGUCGGGAUGCCGCCAGUUGGUCCCGGAGAAAUGAAACGGUAGUUCUUAAUACAUUUGAAACGUGAAGUGUUUACUCUAUUUAAAAAUAUCAUGAAUAUUUGUAAUUCAAUAUCGAUUAAUGUUUGUCGUAUACAAAUAAAUGAAAAAAUAAGAAGGCCCAUAACAUGUGGACCACAGGUCACAACUCACAACUUGUGCUUGAGUUCUUGAUUAAAGUUUGUGAGCCUUUUGUAAUAAUAUAAAUUAGGAUGUUGCCCAGUCGUUGUAAAAACAUAAAUUCGUUAUAUUUUGAUAUUGUGUUGAUAAAAGUUAGUACUUAAGUACAUCUGUAUCUGUUAGUAUCAUUGAUUAACUCCAAUAAAUACUGUCGAAUAAAAACAUAUUAUAUGUAAUAAAAUUCAUACGUAUAUAGAAAAAAACACGAAAAUAUAAAGAAACUUGAAUUUAUACUAAUAUAUUAAGCAAGUAACAUUUUUUUGAAGUUAACUAGAAAGGUUUCCCGCGGGACAUAAAGUCAACGUUAAUCAUCCAAGGGCAAAUUGCACUGGU